AUGGCAGCAACCAGCUUGAAGACGGAAGACAUUCCCCUUCCCGAAACCUUUGGCUCCAUCCCCCGAUACCCCCUCACUCUAGGACCAUCCCCCAUCCAUGCUCUUCCAAACAUAACCGCUGCCCUAGGGGGCAAGGUCGGUGUGUAUGCUAAGCGAGAAGACCUCAACUCGGCCCUCGCAUUUGGUGGCAACAAGACCCGCAAACUCGAGUAUCUGGUCCCCGACGCUCUCUCCCAGAAAUGCGACACAUUGGUCUCCAUCGGUGGAUACCAGUCGAAUCAUACUCGUCAGGUUGCUGCCGCUGCCGCCAAGUUGGGGUUGAAGUGCAAGCUUGUGCAAGAGAAAUGGGUGGAUCACGAGGACGUUGGGUAUGAUAAGGUGGGAAACAUCCAGUUGUCGAGACUUAUGAGCGCAGAUGUGAGGCUUGAUCAGUCAGGGUUUGGCAUUGAGCACAAGCAGACACUGAAAGGUUUGGAGGAGGAAGUCAUUGCCCAGGGAGGGAAACCUUAUUAUAUCCCCGCCGGAGCCUCAGAUCAUCCUCUGGGCGGUCUCGGUUUCGCCCGGUGGGCCUUCGAGGUGCACGCCCAAGAAGAGCAGCUGGGUCAGUUCUUCGACACGAUCAUCGUCUGUGCCGUCACCGGCUCCACGUUCGCGGGCAUGGUGGCCGGCUUCAAACUCCUUGAAAGCCUCCAUCCACGGCCUGACGAGAAGAAGAGAAAGAUCAUCGGCAUCGACGCCAGCGCAAAGCCCAAGGAGACAUUCGACCAAGUCUUGCGGAUUGCUCGACAGACCGCCUCCAAGAUCGGGCUGAACGAAUCAGACAUCGCCGUGAGCGACAUCAUUCUCGACACGCGGUACCACGCGGGCACGUACGGGUUAGCCGACGAAGCAACCCUCGAGGCGAUCCGGUUCGGGGCCAGGACAGAAGCGUUCAUCACGGAUCCCGUGUACGAGGGCAAGAGUCUCGCAGGCAUGAUUGACAUGAUCAGGAAGGGCGAGAUUGCGGCAGGAAGCAAUGUGCUCUACGCCCACUUGGGCGGUCAGUUGGCGCUGAAUGCGUAUUCGGAGAUUCAGUGA
Fonsecaea erecta is the source of this 1077-nucleotide messenger RNA. Its product is annotated as 1-aminocyclopropane-1-carboxylate deaminase. Gene Ontology annotation, molecular function: pyridoxal phosphate binding; 1-aminocyclopropane-1-carboxylate deaminase activity; D-cysteine desulfhydrase activity. Gene Ontology annotation, biological process: amine catabolic process. The record is from RefSeq and is a predicted model, not a curated record. NCBI's taxonomy places the organism in Eukaryota, Fungi, Ascomycota, Eurotiomycetes, Chaetothyriales, Herpotrichiellaceae. The coding region runs from base 1 to 1077 and encodes 358 amino acids. The transcript has 2 exons.